Molecule: messenger RNA, 1599 nt
Organism: Rosa chinensis
Lineage: Eukaryota; Viridiplantae; Streptophyta; Magnoliopsida; Rosales; Rosaceae
Product: zinc finger BED domain-containing protein RICESLEEPER 2-like
Exons: 7
Coding region: 1-1599 (532 amino acids)
Molecular function (GO): DNA binding; protein dimerization activity
Source: RefSeq, a predicted model, not a curated record
AUGGUAGAGGGUUCAGGAUCACUGCCAGCAGAGGCUCUAGGAACUGGAGAUGCGGCUAGGCAGAGGAGGGGGACUGCGGUCUCGAGCUCGUGGUCAACUGGUCUUGCUCUUGGACUCUUGGUUCGAUUCAAAAAUCUUCAAGCUUGGAUAAUGGCAGGUAAUACUUCUUCCUCAACAUCUAAUGCAAUGUCGAAGGUGGAUAGAAAUACUGUUAAAGCUCAUGUGUUGAAGUUAUUUAAGAGUGAAAAAGUGAAACUUCAAACUUUGUUAAGUUCUGUUCAAGGGAGACUUUGUUUGACUGCUGAUUUGUGGACCUCUUUAGCAAUUGAUGGGUAUUUGACAAUUACGGCUCACUUUGUUGAUUCGGAAUGGAGAUUGAGAAAGAAGAUUACAAAUUUCUGUCAUAUGCUUCCUCCGCACAAUGGUGUUGCACUAGCUGAUAAGAUUCUUUCAUGUUCGGUGUUGUGCUCACAUCAAGUUCAAGAUGGAUUGAAAGCAAUUGAUCCUUCUGUGAUAAAGGUACAUGAUUGCAUCAAAUACAUAAAGGGUUCUUCGGCAAGAAAAGAAAGAUUUUUGGAGUGUGUUGCACAAGUUGGAUUGAGAGGUAGUAGAAGAGGUUUGAGGCAAGAUGUGCCUACUAGGUGGAAUUCUACUUAUUUGAUGCUUGAUAGUGCUCUCUACUAUCGCCGAGCUUUGAUGAAUUUGGGCUUAAGUGACAAUGAUUGCAAGUUGUGUCCUGUUGCUGAUGAGUGGGCUAAAAUAGAGAAGAUCACCAAAUUUUUGGGAUAUUUUUAUGAAGUAACGUGGCUAUUUUCUGGAACAAAAUACCCUACUUCAAACUUGUUCUUUCCGAAAGUGUUCAUUGUUCAGCAUAGUAUACAGGAAGCCAUGAUGGAUCACGAUAGUUUCAUGAGGCGGAUGGGGAUGGAGAUGAAUCUAAAGUUUGAGAAGUACUGGUCAGAUUAUAGCUUGAUUCUUGGAAUUGCAGUUGUUAUGGAUCCUAGGUUUAAGAUGCAAUUUGUGGAGUGGGCUUAUGACAAGCUUUAUGGUCCAGAUUCUUCACAAUUAGAGGUCUUUAAUGAUACAUUGUCUUCUUUAUUUGAUGCAUACGUGGAGAAGAGCUUUGAUCAUAAUGAUUCAAAUAACUCAAUAGAUGAGGGUUCUUCUCAAGCACAAGGUGAUCACAGCUUACUUGAGGCUUUUGAUAACGCUUACAAAAUUGGUUCGAGUUCAAGUAUGAAGACAGAAUUGAGCAAGUAUUUGGAUGAAGUAAGGCUAGAAAGAAAGCAAGAGUUGGAUGUACUUUCUUGGUGGAAAAUGGAGCAAAUCCGAUAUCCUAUUCUUUUUCAUCUAGCUCGUGAUGUGCUCACAAUUCCCAUUUCUACCAUUGCAUCUGAAUCGGCCUUUAGCAUUGGCGGGAGAGUUUUAGAUCAAUACCGCAGCUCACUGUUGCCUGACACAGUUCAAGCUUUGCUUUGUACUCGAGAUUGGAUUUUUGGUAACAAAGAAAAAGAGCGUGCUGAAUUGGAGGAUCUUACCGAAGACGUAUUUGAUUUGACAUUGCAAGAUAGAUCUGGAGAAGGAGAAAGCCGCAAUUAA